GAGGUCUUCGCGCACUAACAUCGAAGCACCGGCCGGAGCGUGAGUCAGCGUGAGUCCAUCCUUCUGACUCCCCGCGGCUACUGACACAUCUCCCCCGUGACUCACCCCCGCCGCCCCGUGCCUCCCCCGACCCUCCAACCCCCACCACAACCACAACCUACACGCGCGUGGCACUCCUUCUCUCUACAGCCUCCAUCUUACAUCUUCUCCACUCCUCCUCCUCCUUCGCCUCCGCCGCCGCCGCCGCCACCUGUGCUCUCUCACCUGUAUCUCCCGGGACACUCUUGCGGCGCCCUCAUCGACGCAAGGUGUUCUCUCUUGCUCUCCGCCCAGUCAUGGUGUUGGCGCGGCUGGUGGCAGUCUUGGCCGUGGUGAGCGUGGCGGCGCGGGGGGCGUGUGGGUUGUCCCUGGAGGGUGUGAGGCCCCCCCAAUGGCCCCUCCCGACCCCCUCCCCUUGGCCCCCCACCGCCGCCUGGGCCCCCGAGAUUCCGACUUGAUUCCUGACGACCAGGCCCUUGCACUCAUGCCUGACGCCGCCUCCUCCAGGUACGAGGAGGCACAACUGGGUGAUCUGGACGACCCCCACACAUCCUACCGGCUCAAGCACCUCAUCUCAGAGCUGGCGGAGGCAAUAGCAGCGGCGGAGGCUCUUGACGGUGGAGCUUACGGCGGCCCCCUCCCAGCAGAGUUAGCAGAGGCCCUAGCAGCAGCAGAGGGGCUUGAAGGAGGUGAUGGGCGUCCCCUGCCAGCAGACGUAGCAGAGGCACUAGCAGAGGCAGAGGCAGCAGCGGUGAUGGGAGGAGGCGUGCCAGGGAUGUGGCAGAACAGGGAUCGCUACAUGAUGUUUACGGAUUAUGUCUCCCGGCCCGGUGGUGAGGCAAACAACAACAACAACAGGAAGGCGCGUGACAGCAGGAACAGCCGAAGCGUCACUAACCCAAACAACAACAACCCAAACAACAACAACAACAACAACAGCCUCACCUCCUCCACCACCACUAGCACCGGCACCUCGACCGCCGCUAACAACGACAACAACAACAACAACAACAUGAACCACAGCAGCGGGAUGUUUAAGAGGGCCUGGCCACACAAUUUCUCACGAAGGAGGAAUUCAGGGCUGUCUCUCUCCAUUGACGCCUCUAUGAAAGUCCUACGAGAGGCGCUGUACCUGGAGAUCGCACGUAAGAAGCAGAGACAACAGCUGCAGAGAGCACAGCAUAACAAGGCCCUGCUUAACACUAUCGGAAAGAGAGAUGUGGCCAGCCAGCUCGUUGGGGGUAAUCACGGAGCGGCGCUUGAGAAUGCCAGGAACUAAGAAUCUUGCCACGCCCUUUGGACUUCGAGAGGGAGAGAGAAGAGGAACCAGGGAGGAGAAGGAACCACGGGGCGCAGGGAGGGGGAGGGGAGGGAUGAUACCACAGCCGCAGGAGUGAAGGAGUGAAGGAGUGAAGGAGUCUGACCAAGCUUUAAGUGAGGUAAUUUGAGUGUAUAGGGAAAUGUAUAGGGAAAAUAUGGAAAAAAAAAAAAACAAAUGGGCGUCUAUCUACCUAUGUUGCCAACUUGUAUUCCGGGUGUGUCUUCGUGUUGGGUGGGUAACCUGGGCAGUGGUGGUGGUGGUGGUGGUGGCGGUGGACAGACAGACAGGUGUGUAGUGUGUGAUUCUAAACUAUCAGGUGUGCAAUUGAUGUCACGUGCUUUCUGUAUCGCUUAAUUUACAGGGUGGUGCAUAAAGAAAUGUAUCGACAGAGGGGAUGAGGAAUUCUGUGACAGGGUGGUGCAUAAGAAGGUGGCGGUACGGUGUUGCCAGAUGAAGAAAUGGAGAUACAGGGUGGUGCAGUGUGUGUGUGUGUGUGUGUGUGUGUGUGUGUGUGUGUGUGUGUGUGUGUGUGUGUGUGUGUGUGUGUGUGUGUGAGUGAGUGAGUGAGUGAGUGAGUGAGUGAGUGAGUGAGUGAGUGAGUGAGUGAGUGAGUGAGUGAGUGAGUGAGAGCGAGAGAGAGAGAGAGAGAGAGAGAGAGAGAGAGAGAGAGAGAGAGAGAGAGAGAGAGAGAGAGAGAGAGAGAGAGAGAGACCAUACCUCUAAUUAACCUGUGGCCACGUGAUUGGCUAACUCCUUCAAUACAUUCCUGGCUGGUUCAUUAAAGUGCUCACGAGUUACCUAAUCACUCACCCACACAAUUAGAGGUGUACCUGGGAAAAAGGCCACACCUGUACUGAUAAACUGAAAUGCCCACCUUUUGACACCUGUGGCUCUUUAAAUGCCCUUUUAACACCUGUGCUAUCUGUAAAUGAACUUAUAACACGUGUCACUACCUUUACAUGCUCAUACAACACCUGUAGCUACUUUCAAAUGCUUUUUAACACCUGUGCUAUCUUAAAAUGCCACUUUCAACAUUUGUGGCUGUCUUUAAAUGCGCUUUAAGACUUCUGGCCAUCUUUAAAUGCCGCUUUUUAACACCUGUACUUUCUUUAAAUGCCCUUUAACACCUGGCUAUCUUUAAAUACUCUUUUGGUACUUCUAAUUACCUUCAAGUGAUCACCUGAAGAGCUUGCCUGCGGAAAUAAUUAACAAGACACAUCUUUAGCUGAGGGUCACCUGUGUACUGAUAAAAGUCACCUGUGUUGCAGUCUCCCCUGUGUUGCAGUCUUUUACCAGACAAUAAAGCAGAAUAGAAUAAGCUUUGUGUUCUCGUGAUAUAGAGGUCAUUUUGCCAUACCUCUCCUAAUCUGCCUCCUGCUCCUAUUGUAUUCCCAGCCUCUAUGGAGAAAUACAGGUGAAAUUUUAAUUAGACCUGAAGAGAAAGUUACCUGGUUUUUGCUUUUCACACUCCUCUUAUUUUAUUCUUAGCCUCUAUUAUUGCAAGGCUCUAAUUACAGGUAAAAGCCAAUAUAGAGUUCACCUGAAGCUUACCUGUCUCACUGCACCUAGUCUUUUUUAUUAGCCUCUGUACCUGUGUGGGCUCUAAUUACAGGUAAAAGCCCAAAUAGAGCCUAAAUACAGGUAAAUAGCUACACAAACCCUAAAUACAAGUCAAAUACAGCCACACACACCUGUAAUGGAGACUGUUGCACGUAUAUUGAACUGCUACCACCACCAUCACCACCACCACUACUACUACUACUACUACUACUACCACCACCACCAUCCCCACCACCACAGCUGCCAGUCUCACCAGCUGUCUCGCCCCGUGGUCUCUCAAAUCUCUCCAUUAAUACGCGAUGUCUCCUCGUGUUUCGAUUAUUUAUGUUUUUAGUUGGUGUGGGUUGGUGUGGGUGUGGGUUGGAUGGGGUCAGUGUGGGUUGGUGUGGCUUGGUGUGGUGUGGUGUGGAUUGGACAGGGUUGGUGUGGGUCAGUGUGGGUUGGUGUGGGCUGGUGUGGGUCAGUGUGCAUUGCUUGACUCGGUGUGGGUUACUGUGGCUCAGCGGGUUGGUGAGGGUGACGCGUCCUACCACAGAUGUAUCGGAACUUCACCACACGGACGCUCACGCAGAUUCAAAAGAGGAGACUUGGAUAUAUAUAUAAAAUGAUACAAAAAAUGGUAAUCUCUCCUUAUUGUGCGCUCCUCCCCCGCACCUCAGCUUCCGAGACGAGAUAGGUGAACCAAUUGUCCCCCCCACACCCUCCCCCAUACACGAUGUUACACACAAAAAAGUAAAUAUAUAAAUAUAUAAAUAAACUACGUGAAGAGAAA
This is a messenger RNA of Scylla paramamosain (green mud crab), 3692 nucleotides long. RefSeq names its product basic-leucine zipper transcription factor A-like. Lineage: Eukaryota; Metazoa; Arthropoda; Malacostraca; Decapoda; Portunidae. The record is from RefSeq and is a predicted model, not a curated record. Gene Ontology annotation, cellular component: extracellular region. The coding region runs from base 431 to 1318 and encodes 295 amino acids. Gene Ontology annotation, molecular function: hormone activity. The transcript has 5 exons.